Molecule: messenger RNA, 2465 nt
Organism: Homalodisca vitripennis (glassy-winged sharpshooter)
Lineage: Eukaryota; Metazoa; Arthropoda; Insecta; Hemiptera; Cicadellidae
Product: tetratricopeptide repeat protein 14 homolog
Molecular function (GO): protein binding
Source: RefSeq, a predicted model, not a curated record
AGAACAACAAUGAACAUGGAAAUGGAGCCUCCUUCUAACCUAGAUUCGGAUUUGGUGACUCGUUCACUCAACUUUCAUGGACAACUUUUGCAGAAAGCGUGGGAGGCCGAGCGGGGAGAAGGGGAUCUGCAGAAACAUAAUGUUAACAAUCUAGAUUUUGGAAUCUACUCUCAACGUCAGAAACAUUUGAGUUUUCAAGACCGAGGAAAACGGCUGAAGCUGCAUCAGUUCAUCAGCAAACGAGCCAAUGUGUUGUUUGAUACUUCUCUCAUUGAAAAGGACAAGGCAAGCCCACCAGCCUCGGAACCUGGACAUUACGCUCUCUUGCCAGCUUUUGAGACCUUCCUUAAUCUUGACAAGACAAGCAGAACUCAACAUUUUCUACAGUGUUUGAGGCCAAAAGAUGUGAUCAUCUCCAGUAUCACCCACAAGGCUAAUUCUGGACUUUCGCUGAAGGUCUUGUGUUUAGAUGGUGAAUGUGCUCGCUCAGUUUCUGAUCUCAAUAUUAAAGCAUUCUGCCCAACAUCGAAUCUGAUCUCUGCUGUAGACAAGAAGAACAUUCCUCGUACAUUCAUGCUGAACGACCUUGUGUGUUGCGAGGUUCUGGAAGUGAUACCUGACUCUGAGAAGAUUAUUUGUGGCAUGAAGGGUGUGCAUGCAUCUGACCAUAAGGCUCGGCUUGGUCUCUUCCAUUCUGAUGAGUUUCCUGAAGUUUACAAGUUGUCCCAGGAAUCAAAGAACGAACCUUACGAAGAGAUGUUGGAGAAGACUGUGGGGUUCCACAACCCGAGCAAUGUGACCUGUUUGGCUGCAGUAAUGGGACUGGGCAACUUGCAUCACACCAAUAUAGUUUCACUCAAAGGGCGAUUCCCAGAAGCGGAAUACGCAAGUGAGUUGCGCAGUGUGCAAGCGGCCAAGUGGGCAUUCCGCAGUGUGGCUGAUGGAAUUGAACACUUCAAGGCUGGCCGUGUCACUGAGGCCUUCCAAUGUCUCAACAAGGCGUUAAGCAUUGAUGCAAGCAACAUCGAGGGUCUGGUAGCUCGUGGGGCUCUGUUUGCAAACAGCGGAAGUUUCAAGAAAGCUAUUGAAGACUUUGAGUGUGCCCUGAAAUUGAACCACAGUCACGCAAAUGCAAGAAAGUACAUGGGAGAAACUCUUGUGGCAUAUGGAAGAAGCUUCGAGGACCAGAACCAGAUGGAAGAGGCGCUGAAAUGCUACGAGAAGUGUCUUGAAGUGGUGCCAUAUCACGAGGAGGCCCACAACUCCAUAGAGUUCAUCAAGGCCAAGUUAGCCAAUGGUUCUGUGUCACUGACCGAUGGACUGGUGACCGGACUGGCUACCACCAAGGCACAAGGCGUCAAAGACACACUGAAACAUCUGCUGGGCACAGAGCCGCAGACCAAGGAUGAUGUCACAGGGAGCACCAAGAAGAAGAAGAAGGAGAAAAAAGCCAAGAAACACAAAAGGCAUUCCUCCUCCAGUAGCAGUUCCUCUUCCUCUGGUAGUUCCAGCUCUUCUUCUUCAUCCUCAUCCUCAGACUCCAGUUCUGCUUCAUCCAAUGAUUCUCAUCGCAAGAAGAAGCACAAGAGCAGGAAGAGUGAGCCCAAAGAGAAGUCCCUGUCUCCUCUCAGCAAACGCAUGGCCAUCAUGGACACAUCAGCUGCUGAGACUGAUGGUGCACGAGGAUCACACUACAACCCUCCUGCAAUGCCGUAUUCGUUUUCUUCUGUUGCAGCUGAACAAACAACAUCUGUGGCUUCUGCGUAUCCUGCAUCGGCCAAGUCCGACAAGGAGUCUGAGUAUGAGCAGAGAGUGUGCAAGUUCCUGGAGCAAACCAAGGGGGACUCCGACUAUGAGGAGAAAGUCCGCAAGUUCCUAGAUGAAACUGCCAAAUGGAAGAAAGAACGUAAAGCAAUGGAAGAGAAAGCUAAAAAGAAGCGCAAGAAGGAGAAGAAAGCUCGUAGUAAGAGCAAGAAGAAGAAGCGUGAUGAACGCAAGAAGAAGAAAAUCAUGAAGGAGCUAGAAGAGAAGAAAAUACGAGAAGUGUUGCGUAAACAGAGACGUAGAAGUAAUGUUGACGAAGAAGAUGAAUUCUUGUAUGGAGAAAAACCCGAUCUCAGGUUAAGUUUACCAGAUUUAGAAGAUCUGCAGAGUAAACUCAGUUACUAUGUGAAAGUUGAAAAAGGAAAUUCAUCCAAAAAGAAAGAGAAAGCUAGCAGUGUCGAACAACUUGUCGCUGUAUCUCAAGCCAAAGCUAAAGCCAGUUCUCCUAAGAUACUUUACCUUCAUGAUGAAGAGAAGGAGGAAGCCCGGCAAAGAAAAAUUGAUAAAAAGAAGAUGGACAUGUUUGAAGAUUCACCACCACCAUCGAGGUCACAGGAUGCAAAGAACGUACCAUUACCAUCGGCUCCUCCUCCCCCCUCUUCGUCCAAGUUCAAAAUGCAGAUAGGCACUGCCCAGAACAG